Acomys russatus (golden spiny mouse) is the source of this 2738-nucleotide messenger RNA. It is a transcript of the gene Cfap221, whose product is annotated as cilia and flagella associated protein 221. NCBI's taxonomy places the organism in Eukaryota, Metazoa, Chordata, Mammalia, Rodentia, Muridae. The transcript is spliced from 24 exons. Gene Ontology annotation, cellular component: cilium. Bases 228 to 2738 code for a protein of 836 amino acids. The record is from RefSeq and is a predicted model, not a curated record. Gene Ontology annotation, biological process: cilium movement; cilium assembly.
GCCCCGAAACUACCAUCUGCAGGGUAAGAGGCCUCGGACUUGGGGCCUGAGAGUCCCUAGGUGGCCGCUUAGAAGCUAAAGCACCGGGAGCCCCCAGGCAGAUGUCCAAAAGAUGUUCAUCUAGGGACCAGGUUUUGAGCUGUAGGAGGGUCCCAAAGAAAUGAUGGUGGUGAUGGCGGGGAAAUGACCUUUGAAUCUAGGAAGGCAACUCCAUUUUUCAUGAGGAGAUGGCAGUUGUGAAAACGCCUGCGCAGGAACUAAAGGAUGCAGAAGAGCCCUUCGAUAAAGUGUCGCCCAUCCUCCUGAAGAGCCUGGUGGAGGAGCCCAAGAAGAGAGCAGAAGUCCCCAACCACCUGCUGGAAUCCAAGGUUUAUGCCAAGCUUCUGAACAAUAAGGUCAUCCAGGCCAGACCAGGCAUAGUCCAUUUUGGAGGCUAUGAGAUAGAAAAACAGCACCAACAGAUUCUGUACAUCGCCAAUGUUUCAGAUGAAAACACACACCUUCAUAUUUUACCACCGCAGACCAAAUACUUCCGGAUCAGCUACGAGAAGAAGGAGCAUCGCCUCAUCCCAGGCCUGUCUCUCAUGGUCACCGUCACCUUCUCUCCAGAUGAGUGGCGCUACUACUAUGACUGCAUCCGCAUUCACUGUAAGGGAGAUGACACCUUGCUUGUUCCCAUGCAUGCUUACCCUGUCUUGAAUAACCUGGAGUUCCCCACGUUUAUAAACCUAUCAGAUGUCCUUCUCGGAGAGAGCAAAAGCUACGUGAUCCCCUUGCAGUGCAGCUGCCCCGUGGAUUUUGAGUUCCACCUUACGUUGCUUCGGUCUCAUCAGGCCUUUACAAUUGAGCCAAAGUCAGGAAUAAUUCCAGCUAAUGGGAAGACAACAGUAACUGUCAAGUUCACACCCAUCGAGUAUGGGACGGCACAAAUAAAAAUCCAACUGUGGAUUUCACAGUUCAACUCUCAGCCAUAUGAAUGUGUCUUCACCGGAACCUGCCACCCCAACGUGGCCUUACCAUUAGAAGAGUUUAAAAGAUUAAAUAUUCGUUCUAAGAAAGUAAAUGUUCCUCCAGAAAAAACAACGUACAUACACUUUUACCAAGCUCCGGCAGUGGCAAAACCUCGGAAGAUAAAGGCAAUUGAGUAUCAGGACCUGCGGUUUCCGGCAGACCUGUCCAAUCCGUUCGCUGUGGCGACCGUCCUAAACCAAGAGGCAGGAAAGCUGAAGAUCAAGGACUUAAAACAAGUCCUGGACCAAGGUGACGAAAUCUCCAAAACCAGACAGAUGAAGGAGGCUAUCUUCGGACAGAAAGUCAGACAGAACAUCCUGGAAGAGAGCGAGAACAAUCUCAAGUGGCAGGUGCACCUUGGUAAAGAUCACACGACUUUCAAGUUUAGAAAAGAGCUCAGUGAGGAGCGGCAAAAAGCACAUGAAAAGUACAAGCAAAGCAGAGGCGACCCUGUCUUAGAGGAGGAGUUUCAGCGACUCAAGACGGAGCGGAGUGCCAAGCGGGUCAUCCGAGACUUGGAGGAGAAAAUCCAGGAACUCCAUCCUAAUUUUGAUCCACUCGUUAACAACAUGUGGCUCAUCAGGUUCCGGGCACAGAGACGGUUUCAGCAAGCAGCACGCAAGAUCAUGCUUGAACGAAGGCUGCGCCUUAUGCUGGGGGCUAUCCGAGGCAUGGACAAAGAAGGCAUAAUAAGAAAGCUUUUCCGAGUCAAGCAAUCCCUAACUCAAGAGGAGAACCUCUACCCAUCUAUCCAAACUGGAAUGAGUCAGGAUGAUUACCCCUGGCACUAUAAACUACAGCCCCAGGAGGUGCUGCACUUCAUUUUCCCUACCGACUGCCAGAGCUACAAUAAGUUGGCUCUCGAUGCCCUUGGACUAGUCCCAAUUAAACCUUCAGAUGUUCAAAUCAAGCACAAAUAUCCCUACUUCACUUUAAAGGUUCCUCAGAUAUACAAAAUCAAGGGAUAUCAACAAUUUUCUGUCAACAAGUCCUCAACAAAUUACAGACUUCAGAAGCUUUCUCGGCCCCUUAAGCAAGGUGCUGAGGAUGAAGUCACCACCAUCAUAGCUCUACCUAAGCAGGACACCACAGAGCUCUCUGCCAAGUCCUCCAUCUUGAGUAUGAAACCACCCGAGGGCUUAGCCAUGUCGGUAGAAUAUGAUCCUCUGUAUGUUUUUAAUCCCAACCCAGGGCUGUUUGCCAUGAAGCAACCUCUGACCUACGCAGAAACUCUGAUAGAUUACCACUUGUGCUCUCACCCCAAGUACAAGUUCACCCAAGAGUCCCACCUGGGGUCCAGCAUUCCUCUCACCCAAAAGGAGUUUCUCCAUCAUACGGAUAUAAUUCCUGGAAUCAUGAACUGGAAGAGGUUCCAGCCCCUGGUGUUCUCCUCCUUCUCCGACUACCCUAGGCUGGAAGCCACUCAGAGAAGUGACUGGUAUAGUUCUGUGAUGCUGCCUAUGGAGGCCCCUGCCCCACUGGACGCCUUACCAGAAGAAGACAGACUGGAAACUACUGAGCGAGACCUCUGUGAGCAGAGCGUAGACAUCAUGCUGACUCCAGAAAUGAUCCAAGUGGAAUUCCCCAUUCCGGACCACAAGGAAGCCAACAAAGAGAAGGAUGUCAAAGACUCAGCCCAGUCCCAAGAGAAGGUGGGGGAAAGGGUGCUGGAGGAACUGAGGAAUCUGCGGAACAAAGCUCUCAACACGCACUUGAUUCUAGAAUAA